CACCGCCUCUCUCGCACCCACCCAAACGCUCCAUCAUGGCCUCUAUGCCCGCCAUUGUCGAGCAGAUUGCGGCCUCGCCUGCUGUCCGCUCGCUUGUCCACCGCUUCUCCGAGUCCUUCCGUGUGGCCUCUGGCUACCGCAAGUUCGGCCUCCGCCAUGAGGACAUCAUCAUGGAGUGCGAUGUCGUGCAGGAGGCGAUCAACCGCCUUCCUGAGGAAGAGCUCCAGGAGCGCAACUUCCGCUUCUCGCGCGCAAUCAACAUCUCGGCCAAGAAGGCUACCCUCCCGGCUGCUGAGCGCACCUCGCCCGCUGACGACGUCGAGUACCUCACCCCGUACAUCCGCAAGGUGCAGCAGGAGCAGGACGACCUCAUCGAGUGGGACAAGUACUGAUUCUUGCUCCGCCCCACCCGUCCCCCAAUACACACACAACACACACACA
This is a messenger RNA of Thecamonas trahens ATCC 50062, 441 nucleotides long. RefSeq names its product ubiquinol-cytochrome c reductase complex protein. The transcript has 2 exons. Gene Ontology annotation, biological process: mitochondrial electron transport, ubiquinol to cytochrome c. The record is from RefSeq and is a predicted model, not a curated record. The coding region runs from base 36 to 392 and encodes 118 amino acids. Lineage: Eukaryota; Apusomonadida; Apusomonadidae.